AUGAGUGACUUUUUAGCUAAGGCCCAAAGGCAGCUUCAGGCGCUGGAUAAGCAAUUUGCUGGUAACAAAUUAUUGGAGGAAUUUGAGAGGAGAACCAAUUUGCCAAAAUCUUACGCAAUUGCUGGUGGUGCGGGUUUAUACUUGUUUAUUAUCUUUAUCAACGUCGGUGGAGUGGGUGAAAUUUUGUCCAACUUCGUUGGGUUUGUAGUGCCAGGUUACUAUUCACUUGUUGCGUUGAAGAGUGCAUCUAAAGAUGAUGACACUCAGUUGUUAACCUAUUGGAUUGUGUUUGCUUUCUUCAGCGUUAUUGAAUUUUGGUCCAAGGCAAUUCUCUAUUGGAUUCCUUUCUAUUGGUUUUUCAAGACUAUUUUCCUAAUCUUUAUUGCUUUGCCGCAAUUACAUGGUGCCAGCAUGGUGUACAACAGGGUAAUUGCACCUUUGACUGAUUCAUACAUUGUAGGGAGUAUUAACAAGAAGACAGAUAUAUCAUCCAAACUAGAACAAACCGCCAGGGAUGCUUCCGCGAAUACCAGCGGUGCUGCUCUUCACUCUGCGAACAACUGA
Eremothecium cymbalariae DBVPG#7215 is the source of this 564-nucleotide messenger RNA. RefSeq names its product Yop1p (gene YOP1). Bases 1 to 564 code for a protein of 187 amino acids. The record is from RefSeq and is a predicted model, not a curated record. NCBI's taxonomy places the organism in Eukaryota, Fungi, Ascomycota, Saccharomycetes, Saccharomycetales, Saccharomycetaceae. The transcript has 2 exons.